Molecule: messenger RNA, 970 nt
Organism: Vombatus ursinus (common wombat)
Lineage: Eukaryota; Metazoa; Chordata; Mammalia; Diprotodontia; Vombatidae
Gene: CUNH21orf58
Product: chromosome unknown C21orf58 homolog
Exons: 6
Source: RefSeq, a predicted model, not a curated record
GACCUUACGUUCCCUUGGGUCUGGGGGUCUGGAAGCAGGCAGGCUUUCCCGAGGCUCCUGGGACUGAUCUUCUGGGCUGGUGCUGCCCAGCGCAUCGAGCAGGAACAUGUCCUGGGGGUCGUGAUUGAGAAGGGGCAACUCUGGAGGCAGACCGAGGAGGAUUUGGCCCCUCCAGAGUGGGGGAAGGGAGGAUGGAAAGAGCCUGUGCUUUCCAUGCUAAGAGCUGGACGCCUCGUCCCGUGCCAAGGGGACCCGCGCUCCUCCACAAUUCUAUCAGCUGUGGCCUUUGGGAACCAAGAGGAAGUCCCCAGGCUUGAAGCCCAGCUCUGCCUCGGGCCCCUCCUGGUGCCUCACAUGGACUGGGCGGUCCCCAAGGUCCCUUUCAGUUCUGAAUCCUGCAUGUCCACGAAGGCCUGCGAAGCAGGCGUCAGCGUACCCCAGCCCCCGGCAACCAUCAUCCAGCAACUGCCUCAGCAGCCCCUCGUCACUCAGAUCCCCCCAGCCCAGGCCUACCCUGCCCCAAGGUCAGGGAGCAUCAAGGAAGACAUGGUAGAGAUGAUGCUGAUGCAGAAUGCGCAGAUGCACCAGAUCGUGAUGCAGAACAUGAUGCUGAAAGUCCUGCCGCCCAUGGCCUCUCCUGCCAACGAAGUGAACCCGCCUUGGCUUCGGUCUGCUCAACAGGAUCCACAGCUGGCAUUCCGAGCUGAAAAGCCGAGGGCUUCUGCAGUACACCAUCAUCACCAUUACAGCCCCCCAGGCCUACAGGCUCUCCCUGCCUCUCUGCCCCCGAUGGGCUACCCCGGAUGGCCUCCCCUGCUUCCAGCCCAGGCCCCAGGCUUCCAGCCCGCCAUCCGGCACCUGAUGGGACCCACGACCACCAUGCCUGCCCUCCACACGGUAGCAUCCGACGGAGCCCUCCCCGGUCUGCCCCCCGGCUUGUAAGCCCGGCAGGGCUCUAACACUGGUAAGU